This is a messenger RNA of Ciona intestinalis (vase tunicate), 1335 nucleotides long. Its product is annotated as RNA 3'-terminal phosphate cyclase-like protein. Gene Ontology annotation, cellular component: nucleolus. The record is from RefSeq and is a predicted model, not a curated record. Gene Ontology annotation, biological process: ribosome biogenesis; endonucleolytic cleavage of tricistronic rRNA transcript (SSU-rRNA, 5.8S rRNA, LSU-rRNA). Gene Ontology annotation, molecular function: RNA endonuclease activity. NCBI's taxonomy places the organism in Eukaryota, Metazoa, Chordata, Ascidiacea, Phlebobranchia, Cionidae.
UACUGUAAACUUUUUCUUAGAGAUAGCCAUGUCUGUUUUGGAAUACGAAGGCAGCAACUUUUUGCGCCAGAGGUUAAUACUAUCCACGCUAAGCGGGAAGCCUGUAAAAAUCAAGAAAAUAAGAAGUUCUGACGAGAAUCCAGGACUCCAUGAAUUUGAAGCAAACUUGUUAAGUUUGCUGGACAGAUUAACUAAUGGAACAAAAAUAGAUAUCAGCGUCACUGGGACUACUCUGUUGUACCGGCCAGGAAUUUUAAUUGGAGGGACAUUAGACCAUGACUGCAACCUAGAAAGAUCUAUUGGGUAUUAUCUGGAAGUUAUAAUAUGUUUGGCACCGUUUUGCAAGCAAGCAGUUAGUUGUACCUUAACAGGCAUAACAAACGAUCAUGCUGAUCCCACUGUUGAUUUUUUAAAAGGCACAAAUUUGCCGCUGAUGAAACUGUUUGGUGUUGGUGACGAUUUAGAGCUAAAGAUAAAUAAGCGCGGGGCAUCACCUGGUGGUGGGGGUGAAAUAUAUUUCCAUUGUCCGAGGGUCAACAAGUUACGAACACUCAACUUCACAGAGCCUGGUAAAGUUAAAAACAUCAGAGGGGUCGCUUAUGCAACACGGGUGUCUCCCCAAAUGCCAAACCGACUUGUUACCUCUGCAAGGGGGGUGCUGAAUGGAUUUAUACCAGAUAUCUAUAUUAAUACUGACCAUUUAAAAGGGGCACAGUCUGGAAAAUCUCCUGGAUUUGGAAUCUACCUAGAAGCUAGAUCAACCAAGGAUGUUAUUCUGUCAGCAGAAUGCAACUCUUUGCCAAAGUCCGAGAAUGCAUCAGUUGAUCCGGAAGAGCUUGGUAAGCGAGCAGCAUGUGCUUUGUUGGAGGAAAUCCACAGUGGUGGUUGUGUGGGUUCAUCAAGUCAGUAUCUAGCUGCCCUUUUCAUGGCUCUGGGGGAACAGGACGUUGGGAAAGUUUUGUUUGGUCCACUAACUCCGUAUACGAUUGAAUUUUUGCGACACAUUCGAGAUUUUCUUCAAGUAACUUUCAAACUGGAAGCAAAAACUUAUAGCGGUGAUCAAAUGGGACAAAACAUUGGAAGUUCUAAAGUAUUGUUAACUUGUGUUGGUGUAGGCUUUUCAAAUAUGAGCAAAACAAUUAGAUAGAGUUUACUUGGCUUGCAUGGGGUUUUGGUUAUAAGUAUUGUAAGAAAUACAACAGCAGUCUUUCUGUUUAACAUCAGUAACUAGUUUUUUGCCAUAAUCCGGAAAACUUUGUUUAAAAUUAUCCUUAUCGUUUUAACAAUGGUCUCAACUUGCAACCAAUAAUGUAUUUUGCGCUUUAAAAUCUCAGA